This is a messenger RNA of Fulvia fulva, 774 nucleotides long. RefSeq lists its product as uncharacterized. NCBI's taxonomy places the organism in Eukaryota, Fungi, Ascomycota, Dothideomycetes, Mycosphaerellales, Mycosphaerellaceae. The transcript has a single exon. The record is from RefSeq and is a predicted model, not a curated record. Gene Ontology annotation, molecular function: protein binding. The coding region runs from base 1 to 774 and encodes 257 amino acids.
AUGUCGAGCUCACAGCUUAACCUGCCCAUGCGACCACCAUCCUCAAACAGCACAACACCUCCCGCCGCGACCUUCAAUGCCUCCGCCGCAGCACGCAUGUUCGCGCUCCCCGAACUGCUCGAACUCGUCCUCUCGAACCUCGGCACGAAAGAUCUGCUCUUGUCGCAACGCACAUGCCGCAGUUUUCGCGAUACAAUAGAAGGAAGCAUACGAUUGAAGCGCAAGCUAUUUCUGGAGCCAGACUGGAAUCUAGAAGGACGAGUUUUCGAUGCAUACAGUAAAGCCAAUCGGCCAGGUCGAAAGCCGGAGAAUAAUAGUCUUCUGCUUCGCGCGUUCCCAGGCUGUUACCCUACUAUUACUCUGGUCAUUGUGAGCGAUGGCGCGGAUGGGGGCCAGACGACCCUGUCUCCCAGUUCUGCGGGGAAAGGAAGGCGAGGUAGCGAGCACUGGUCCUGGGAUGUGUGUAUUUCCUUCCCCGCAGAUCGCAAACCACAUCGCUCGCCAGCAGUCGACUAUCCCGAAGCAAGCUGGCGCAGGAUGUACCUCAGCCAGCCGCCUUGCCAGAGCUUAUUCCUCGUCCGUCGAUGGCAGCGCAGUAUCAGGCCCGCAAUGGUGAGAGAGGCCGGCAUCACCAUGGGCGACUUCUUCGACGAGGCCACUGCUGAAGAGCCCGGCUGCAAUGAUCGAAAGUGGCAUGAAAGUUAUAUCUCGAGUGAUGAGGAUUGGCAUUUCGAGGGCAACAUCCGAUGCUCGAGCGUGGAAGAUGCAGCGUAA